AUGAAGGGAAUCAUCAUUGCCAUUGCAGUGCUGGCCAUGAUUCAGCUCAUGUUUGAGCCAGGACAAGCUCUUACCUGUGGUCAAGUGGACGCUUCUUUAGCACCAUCUGACAAAAGGGCAGCUUGCAAUUGUGUCAAGGCUGCUGCUAAUAGGUACGCGAACCUUAAAGACGAUGCAGCUCAAGCUCUUCCCACCAAGUGUGGAGUCACUAUGGAUACCCCUAUCUCCAGAACUGUUAACUGUGAUAU
Nicotiana tabacum (common tobacco) is the source of this 248-nucleotide messenger RNA. NCBI's taxonomy places the organism in Eukaryota, Viridiplantae, Streptophyta, Magnoliopsida, Solanales, Solanaceae. The record is from RefSeq and is a predicted model, not a curated record.